UUCCGCUAAGCAAGCACAUAAGUUACGAUUCAUUAUGUGCUAUACCGUCGGUUCAAGAGAUCGGUACCGUUAUUGAAGUUUGAAAAAUAGUGCCACCAUGAAAUCAAGUGUGUACCAUACAAAGACGAUGAUUAUUCUUGCAUCUGUUGUCACCCUAGUAUGUUCGCUUUCUGUACCCGAACCACGAAAAGCACCGCCAGAGGUAGUAGCGAAAUGGAACGAAAUGGUAAUGCCCUAUCACGAACUUUGCCUAAACGAAACUCACAUUGAUCCCGAACCUAUCAUUCACAUGCUGUCAUAUUACGCUACUAUUCCAGAGGAAAGAGAAAUUCAUUGCUAUUGGAAAUGCUUCCAAGAACAUGCAAAAUUUAUAUCUAAUGGAAAAGUUGAUCUCGAUUUUAUGGUAAAGACCGCAUACAAUUUAUCACGGGAGUUAGCAGAAAAAUGCGUUGUACUAGGGGACGGUGAAACUGAUCUUUGUCAAAAAUCGUACAUAAUUGUUAAGUGCAUAGUAAUGGAUGGGGUGGUAUAAGUGUGUUGGUACUAGUGGCGUAGUGGGGUUUUAUACUAUUUUAGUAAUUUAGUUACAUUUAUGGUGGGUUUCUACAAUCAUUAUCAUUAGUUUACUAUCAAAAAUCAUUAAAAAAUAGCCAAUAGAAAUAAAAAUUUAUUGCACGUUGCUAACCAACGAAACGUCUUGAGCUUAGUGAACUAAUGAUAAUGAUUGUACCUAUAAACCCACCAUUAGAUUGCAAUUCUAGGUAAAAUAUUUAGGGUCAACUCAAAAGCAUUGUGUGGUACACGUAUCUUUCCUAAAUAAACGGAGAGUUGAAAAUGU
Molecule: messenger RNA, 838 nt
Organism: Photinus pyralis (common eastern firefly)
Lineage: Eukaryota; Metazoa; Arthropoda; Insecta; Coleoptera; Lampyridae
Exons: 2
Coding region: 98-532 (144 amino acids)
Molecular function (GO): odorant binding
Source: RefSeq, a predicted model, not a curated record